AUGUUUCAAAUCACAGCAGUAGCAAUAUUACCAUCUAAUUGGGAGAAAAGAUUUUUAUUAAAAUUAAAACAUUAAAAGUUUCAUUCUUACAUGUAAUUCACUUUUGUGUUAAUAUAUGACCCACUCUGUUUUGGUGCUGCUAAGAGUUUUGUUUCUUAAGAAACUGUUCAGAUACAUGCAUACCAUGGUGUGAGGAUGAGGGUCAGAGGACAACUUGCAGGAGUCUCACUAUGUGGGUCUCAGGAUAGAGCUCAGGUUGUCAUGCUUGGUGGUAGGCAUCUUACCCCUAGCCAUUUCACUGGCCCUAUUAGACUGAAUUACAGUUGAUGCGUAAGGGAAAGGGGAAAUGAUUUUAACUGUAAGACGCCAGUUUGGGUGUUUUUGUUUUGUUUGUUGUUUGUUUUUUUAAUAACUGAGAAGAAAAGCUGAGAAACUGUGCUUGCACUUGGCAUGUAUAUGAGAGAACAAAUCCUCAAGAGGGCUGGUUCCAUUAUAGAAAUCAAUUCUGUUGACAAAUACAAUUCUAGAAGAGUUCUAGAACUUAGCUGAAUGGGUCGUCAUCAUAAGAGAGGAAAACUGAUUCCAUAGCAGCAUCGGCUCACCUAAUAAGCUCUUGCUCUAGAGACUUUCUCAUGGGGAACAUAACCAAGAGGGGAAGCAGAGACCUGGUGGCUGACAAUGCCAUACUGCUGGAGGACAGCUUAGUUGCUGCACUGCACUCUAGACUUUAUGAGGCCAUAAUCAAGGAAGACUGUAACACAAUCAAGACACUCCUCAGAGACUACCCUGUCAACCAGCCCUUGACCAUCGUGGCCAAACCUACCACCUACAGAAGACUUCUGAGCCAGCAGCAGACUUACACUAUACUCCCCAUCCACCUGGCCGCUGAAUACUGCAAGCCACAAAGUUUGCUUUGCCUGUUACAACAUGGGGCUGACCCAGAAGUAAGGGAUGAUCAAGGCUUUACCACUCUUCACCAAAUGCUGCUAAACUGGCCAAUCACUUCUGCCUCGUGGGCCAAACCGAACACUCAGAUCCAAAAGAUCCUGGCAGACAUUCAGAACAAUGCCGUCAAGUGUCUGAGUAUUUUGUGUGAACAUGGAGCUCAAGUUAAUGCCCCGGUAGGCAACAGAAAAAAACAUUCACCCCUCCACCUGGCCAUAACCUACGGGACCUAUCCAAUUCUCUCCCUUUUGGCCCAAAAUGGUGCCCAGGUCAAUGCUAUUAACAAAGCCAACAUGACACCCCUCCACAUGGCUGCAGAAAAACUGGACAAAAACAUGGUGGAGACACUUAUUGCCUGUGGGGCCGAUGUGAACUUCGCCAUCUCAUCUACUGGAAGCACAGCUCUAAAGCUAGCAGUGUGCACAGCAUCAAGCAAAGCUGGCCAACUGCUGGCAGCAGGGGUGGACUGUAUCCGUCUGCUGCUAAAUCAUGGAGCCCAAGUCAAUGCCCAAGACCACCAGGGACAAACAGCUCUGCACAAGGCAUGUUUUGGAGGCAGGGAGGUAAUAAUCAAUCUCUUGCUGGAAUUUGAAGCAAAUGCUAACAUUUUAACAAGAAAUGGGGAAUCGCCAAUUUAUAUGUACCUUCAGCGCAGGUCCAAUAUCAGAGAUGAAAUGCUUCUGGCUAGGCUACUUUAUCAUACCUACCCUUUAAGGCUGAGCAAUAAGCAAGGGAUUCUACCUGCAGGAAUCAUGCAACCAGAAUUCCAGUUCUUAAGGGAAACUCUAAUAAAUUUAACGAAAAAACCUUUAUCCUUAGAGGACAUCUGUAAGAGAAACAUCAGAAAUGUUUUCGGUGAGAAGUACAAAUUCUACCUGAAGCAACAUCUCCCUGGGAAGCUAUGGAACUCCAUAUACACCUUUUAUGAUUUCGACUACCUCAUGAAAUGAGAACCUCAGCAACUCAAACUGUGUUUUCUGGCUAGACAUGUCACUUGAACUUCAUUUUACAUUGCAAAAAAAUUAAAGUGACUUGCACAAAAUAA
This is a messenger RNA of Cricetulus griseus (Chinese hamster), 1990 nucleotides long. The record is from RefSeq and is a predicted model, not a curated record. Lineage: Eukaryota; Metazoa; Chordata; Mammalia; Rodentia; Cricetidae.